Messenger RNA from Prionailurus viverrinus (fishing cat), 6669 nucleotides. It is a transcript of the gene FER1L5, whose product is annotated as fer-1 like family member 5. Gene Ontology annotation, cellular component: cytoplasmic vesicle; membrane; T-tubule. Gene Ontology annotation, molecular function: calcium ion binding; calcium-dependent phospholipid binding. Gene Ontology annotation, biological process: macrophage activation involved in immune response; T-tubule organization; vesicle fusion. NCBI's taxonomy places the organism in Eukaryota, Metazoa, Chordata, Mammalia, Carnivora, Felidae. The transcript is spliced from 55 exons. Bases 373 to 6555 code for a protein of 2060 amino acids. The record is from RefSeq and is a predicted model, not a curated record.
AGGGAAACGCUGCGGCCAAAAGGCGGGAAGAGAAAAGGCAGGAGGCCCGCGAGUCUCGCAGGCAGAGUCAGUACUGAGUCACGAGGCGACGACACCACCGGCCCUGCGGCUGAGGAGUUUAAGGAGGCAGUGCCAUAAAAGGCCCAGUCACCUCAAGCCACUGGCUCCAUACUCCUGUGACUUCUUCUUCCUGUCGUUCCCCUCCAUUCCUCUCCAGAACCAAGAACCACUCACCUUUGUGACAUCACUUCUACUGCUAAGCAACAGACCUGGGGCUCUCUUCACCCCCAUGAGCCCUGGGAGAACGUUGGACCAAGGUGCUCCAAGAAGGAGGCUUUGCUGCAGAGGGAAGGAGAGAAGGAGGUGGAAAACAUGCUGCGGGUUGUCGUGGAGUCAGCCAAGAUUAGCCCACCCCUAAGCCCCCCACCCAGACCCUGCGUGUCCAUCUACUUCCAAGAUGUCAAGAGGAGAACUAGUGAAGUGGAAGGGAAUAACCCCACAUGGAAUGAGACGCUAAUCUGGCACCUCUGGGACUGCUCCUUGCCAAAUGACUCUUGUCUGCAAAUCAUCCUUCGGGACAUGGGCGCAAUAAAGAAAGAAAGGUUCAUUGGCCUGGCUACAGUACUGCUCCAGCCCUUGGUGCAAAAACCAAGCAACGUCCUUUUUGUGAAGGACCUGACCCUGCUUAACCAUGCCAUGAUGUCCACAGAUUGCACUGUCACUCUACAGGUGGCCCUUAUGAGAAACCAGGAUAUUGAGAAGAUAGGAGAUGGCAUAAGUGCACGAGAAGUGGCUAUGCAGAAACUGAUGGUCCCCAGCUCCACCAUGUCUAAACCUCUGUCUUCAAAGCCUCAGCACUUUCAGGUCCGAGUGAAGGUGUAUGAAGCCCGACAGCUCAUGGGCAACAACAUCAAGCCAGUGGUCAAGGUGGUCAUUGGAGGCUACCAGCACAAAACACGGAUCAAGAUGGGAAACAAUGCUUUCUUCAAUGAGAUCUUCUUCCAGAAUUUUCAUGAAGUGCCUGCAAAGUUCUUUGAUGAGACCAUCUUAAUCCAGGUGAUGAAUUCCACACUAAUGAGAUUCAACGCAGAGAUCGGGAGAUUCCAAACAGAUAUUGGUUUUAUCUACCGUUCUGCAGGUCACACACUCCUGAGGAAAUGGUUAGGCCUCUGCCAGCCAAAUGAACCCAGCAAUGGUGUGAGAGGCUACCUGAAAGUCACCAUUUGUGUCCUCAGUGUGGGAGACCAGGCUCCGGUAGAUCAAAAGCUGCCCUAUGGGACUGAUGACACCAGCACUCAGAUCUUCAAGUCGACGGUGGUCCCGGUCAACUUGGCCUACUUACAUUUCUUCAUCUACUGCGCAGAGGACCUUCAUCUCAAGAAACAGCACUUAGUGAGUCCUGUGUUGGAGGUGGAACUAAUUGGGGAAAAGCUCAAGACAAAUGUGCUGACCCAAACCGAGAACCCAAUAUGGAACCAGAUCCUGACCUUCCAGAUUCAGCUGCCCUGUCUCUCCAGCUACAUCAAGUUCAGAGUCUUGGACUGCCCCAAGAACAGGUGCCAGGAUGAGAUAGGGACUGUCAGUCUGUUCCUCAACCAAAUCUCAUCCACCGGAGCAGAAAUAGAAGGAAUGUAUUCUGGCUUCCUACCCUGUUUUGGCCCCAGCUUCCUGACUCUUCAUGGGGGUAAAAAGGCCCCUUUCAGGAUCCAGGAAGAAGACAUUAAUAUUCCCAAUGCUGUUAAGGAUGGCUUAGCUUAUCGAGGCCGGAUCUUCCUGGAGUUAUUCACCAACCUCAGUCCUCAUCAAGACGUUAAGAAGGAUCUCUCCUCUGAAGUAACCAAUAUAGAGAAGCACCACAACCGCCAAAAGUAUGGGCUGUGCGUCAUCUUCCUUUCCUGUACCAUGAUGCCCAACUUUAAGGACCUGAUCCAAUUCGAGGUCAGCAUUGGCCACUAUGGGAACAAGACAGACCUGAGUUACAAGCCUCUCGUCUCAACCACACAGUACAGCCCAGUGAUAUAUGAUGGAAACAUCUACCAUUAUGUGCCCUGGUACAACACCAAGCCGGUGGUGGCCGUGACCUCCUACUGGGAGGACGUCAGCUCCCGCAUGAACUGCCUCAACCUCCUUCACUUCAUUCGGGACCGCCUGAAAGCCAAUCUGGACACCCUGAAGUCCAUACGGAAUCCGAGGGACCCCGCUCUGCUCCCCCAGUGGAAGAAGCUGCUGAGAGAACUGGUGGAGGACUGCAAGCACCCUCUGCCCUGCAUGACCCAUCAGCACAGAGCCACCGAGCUGGACAAGAAGAGGUGGCAGCUCCGCAGCCUCCUCCUGCAGGAACUGGCUCAAAAGGCCAAGGAAGCCAAGCCCAGGAACAUGGUGGCCACUGUGGAGAACUGGCUGUACCGCCUCAAUGCCAUGCUCCCUGAGCCCCAGGUGAGCCUCCCAGAUGUGAUGAUCUGGCUGAUGUCCAAGGGGCAGCGAGUGGCCUAUGCACAGGUGCCUGCCCAUAGCAUCCUGUUCUCCCCGACAGGGGUUCUGCACUCUGGCAGGUUCUGUGGGAAGACACAGACCCUCUUCUUGCAGUACCCAGAGGGUGAAGGACAGAAGGACACGCUCCCGGCCCACCUCCGGGUCUGCAUGUGGCUCGGCAACAUCACAGACAGCAAGGAUCUGCAGCUGCUCCGCCAGGGCGAAGUUGUCGUGUACGCGGAGACGUACGAGAACCAGGCCAAGUAUAAAGAUCAGUGGGGACAGCAGGGGCUGUACCACUGCCCCAACUUCUCGGACGUCAUGGGGCACAAGGCCCUUCCCAAGGAGGAUUUCAAGGCACCCCACGGAUGGCACUGGAAGGGGCAGUGGACAGUGGAGCCUCAGAGGAGACUCCUCCUGGACAUACACAUCAACAAGAGCCAAGUGCUGGAAGAAGUAUAUGAGAACCAGUGUCGCGACACCACGGGGGCCUGGGUGCCAGCAACCAUCCCCAACACGGACAUGAAUGGAGAGCCCGUGGAGUCCCGGGAGAAUAUGAAGUGUCCCCAAGGCUGGCACAUUAAGGAGAACUGGGAUGUGGAGCUGAACCAUGCAGUGGACAAUGAGGGCUGGGAGUACGGAGUGGGGAUCGAGCCAUUGGGCCUGCCCCAGGUCUGGAACUCAGUGGAGAAGACCUACUACACAUGCCGCCGGCGGCGCUGGGUGCGUUUGCGCUGCCGGAACCACGGGAAGCUGGGCCUGGAGCAGGAGACCCUAUCCUUCCUACAGCUGCACCACCCCAGCGCAGCCAAGGAGGAGGGGGGCUGGGAAUAUGGCACCUUCGGCUCCAAGUUCCACCUGACUCCUCAGCCCCAGAGCCGGUUCCGCCGCCGCUGCUGGCACCGCAGGCUGGUCCCAAACAAGGACAAGGGCAUCGCACCCAUUUUCCUGCUGGAGGGAUCGUUGGUUAUGGAUAUGCAAGAGCAGGCUAAGAAGGAAGAGAACAGGAUGCUGUCACAGGGUCUGAACAAAUCAUUCAUGAGCUUCUGGAAGACUGCCCCACAGGACACCCACCCACUUGACCUACCCUUCAUCUACUGCAUCUUCAACAAGCCCCACUACUACCAGCUUUUCUGCUACAUCUACCAGGCCUGGAACCGAAUGUCCAACCAGAUCCAGACAUUCCAGGGGCCCUUCAUUCGGAUGGUCUUCUUGAACCAUAGCCAGUGCACCCAAACCCUGAGGGGCUCUGCAGCCCCCACAUGGGCCCAGACGCUCAUUUUCCAGCACCUCCUUCUGUAUGAGAACCCCCAGGACACCGAAACAAGCCCACCACUCGUGGUGUUGGAACUGUGGCAGCAGGACUCUCAGGGAAAGGAGAGCUUGUGGGGCCGGAGCAUGUGGUCUCCAGUGGUCUGGCUGGAUGCCCAAAAACGGAUCCUGCCCCCGCUGAGGUGGCACCCCCUUGUAAAAUUGCUAGGGGAGGAAGAGGGUGAGAUCCUGGCAUCCUGUGAGCUGAUCCUCGAGACUGAGAGUCUCAAAGAGAGGCCACCCAUCUUAAGUGUUCCCUGGAAGAAUGGGAUCUACACACUCCCCAAGAGCAUCCAGCCCACACUAAAGAAAAUGGCUAUCGAGAUCCUGAUCUGGGGCCUUCGGAACAUGAAGCAGGUGCGCUCCCCCCAGCUCCUGGUAGAAUGCUGGGAAGAGUCCCUGCAGACACAGCCCAUCAAGGACUUCCAGACCAACCCCAACUUCACCCAGUCAGUCCUCUUCCUCACAGUGUUCAUGCCUAUGGAGGAGGUCUACGCGCCACCCCUCACAUUGAAGGUGGUGGACAGUCAGGACUUCGGCCAGCAGACUGUGGUGGGUCAGGCCAACAUCAACUCCCUACAGCCCUACUUCUGCGACCCCUGGGCUGAGGACUAUGUGCCUCCACAGCUUCCAAUGCUGUCUAUGAACAAGUACCAGAAGGUCCUAGAUUACCUCUAUGAAAAGUUCUGGUUCGAGUCCAGCAAAGCUGAGGACGAAUACGAGCAUGAAGUGGACUGGUGGAACAAGCUGUUCUGGGCGACAGGAGAUGCCAAGUCCUUGCAGUACAAGCACAAAGACUACCACACCCUGAAGGUGUAUGACUGCGAGCUGGAGGCUGUGCCCGCCUUCGAAGGCCUGCAGGACUUCUGCCAGACCUUUAAACUCUACCAGGAAGAGCCCAAGUUGGACAGCCCUGUGGUAGGGGAGUUCAAGGGCCUUUUCCGCGUCUACCCCUUUCCUGAGGAUCCAGAAGCCCCCAAGCCCCCUCGCCAGUUCACAGUUUGGCGUGAGAAAGAGGACUUCCCUCAGGAGUGCUUGGUGCGAGUGUACAUAGUCCGAGCAAUCAACCUGCAGCCCCAAGAUGCCAACGGCCUGUGUGACCCUUAUGUGAUCCUGAAACUGGGACAGACAAAGAUUGGCAACCGGCACAAGUACCAGCCCAACACUGUGGAUCCCAUCUUUGGCAUGAUGUUUGAACUCAGCUGUACCAUCCCCCUGGAGAAAGACCUGGAGAUCCAGCUAUAUGACUUUGACCUGUUUUCACCUGAUGAUAAGAUUGGAACCACAGUCAUUGACCUUGAAAACCGACUCUUGUCUGGCUUUGGAGCCCGUUGUGGGCUCUCCAAAUCCUACUGCCAGUCAGGGCCCUUUAGGUGGCGGGAUCAAAUGCACCCAAGCUUCCUCUUGGAACGCCAUGCCAAACAGAAAGGGCUGCCUCCGCCUCUGUUCAAUCCUGAGGAGGACUCUGUUUUUUACAAUGGGAAACAAUUCAGACUGCAAAGCUUUGAGCCCAAGCCCCCUACUGUUCGUUAUUUGGGACCUAAGAAAGAACGCCUUGCACUGUACCUCCUGCACACCCAGGGGCUGGUCCCUGAGCAUGUGGAGACCCGCACACUAUACAGCGACAGCCAGCCAGGCAUCGACCAGGGAAAGGUGCAAAUGUGGGUGGACAUCUUUCCCAAGAAGCUUGGGCCUCCUGGCCCCCCAGUCAACAUCAAGCCCAGAAAGCCUAAGAGCAAAGCCUCAGACUACAGUGGCUGCAGGUAUGAGCUGCGCUGCAUCAUUUGGAAAACUGCCCAAAUGGACCUGGGGAAAAGUCUAUCUGGCGAGAUAAGCGACAUCUAUGUCAAAGGGUGGCUAUUCGGGCUAGAGAAGGACAUGCAGAAGACAGAUAUCCACUACUACUCCCUCACUGGGAAGAGCGACUUCAACUGGCGGUUCAUCUUCACCAUGGACUACCUGGCAGCUGAGCAUAUGUGUGUCCAGAGCCAGAAGGACUACAUAUGGAGCCUGGACCCCACAGUGAUGAAGUUCCCAGCCCGGCUCAUCAUCCAGAUCUGGGACAACGACAUCUUCUCCGCUGAUGACUUCCUAGGGGUCCUGGAGCUGGAUUUAUCUGACAUGCCUCUACCAGCCCGGCACGCCAAUAUGUGCUCCAUCAGGAUGAUGGAUACAGAUUCCAAGUGGCCUUACUUCCUCCAGUAUAAGCACGUCUCCCUCUUCAAGAAGAAGACUGUAACGGGCUGGUGGCCUUGCCAGGUCCUCGAUGGUGGCAAAUGGCGCUUGUCGGGUAAAGUGAAGAUGACGCUGGAGAUUCUGUCAGAGAAGGAAGCCCUAAUCAAGCCAGCAGGGCGAGGCCACUCAGAACCCAACCAGUACCCUACACUUCAUCCUCCCCUACGACCCAACACCUCGUUCUUGUUUCGGAUACCUGUUACAACCUUGUGUCACGUUUUCUGGAAACGCUACCACUUUAAAAUCAUAGCUGCUGCAAUCAUAUUUAUUAUAGCACUUCUGCUGUUCAACUUUAUCUAUUCAGCCCCGCAUUACUUGGCCAUGAACUGGAUCAAACCUGGACUUCGGCUGAGUGCUCCCCUUAAAAUAUAUAGCAAUGUCAUCAAUCCACCGAACACCCGCAUUGCCAACCCUUCUGUCCUCACGGGCCAGCAUCUGAACCUAAAUCCUGCAGCAGACCAUGAGCUGAAAUUCCUCCAGGGACCUAUGAAUCACCUGCAAGACAUUUUUCCAGAACUUCCAGCCCUGCAAGACUAAUUGGCCCAGGACAUAUGCAAGGGGCUAAGGAUAUUCUGGCCAUUCUGUUCAGAAACCACUUCCAACAAGGACAGAGUUGUCAUUUUCCCACUGAAGUAAACAAGUUUUGUCACA